AUGAAUCAUUCUCUACUUGAUCAAUUACCUGUCGUAAUUUUACAUAGUCUAUUUACAUAUUUGCUAGUUGAAGAGAUCUUAUUCUCAUUGUUGAACAUUAGUCCGUAUCUAAAUAAAGUAAUAAGAUUAUAUCCCAAUCAUCGACUUAAUUUCAAAUCAAUUCUUCGAUCUAAUUUCGAUCUUAUUUGUCAAUAUAUAUCACCUGAUCAAGUUAAAAUAUUAAUAUUGUCUGAUGAAAAAGAUACAUCUGGUCAAUCUGAACUUUUUUUAUCUCAUUUUCAAAUCAAUCAAUUUAUUAAUCUUCAAACUUUAAUAUUAAUUCAAAUAGAAAAGAAAUCAUUAGAAAUAAUUAAUCUACAUUUAAAUAAACUUCAUUAUCUUCGUUCAUUGUUCUUGAACUCUGAAAUAACUAUUCCACUAUCUCUACCACUUGUUAAUCUUCGCUACUUGAAACUUUCACAAUAUUCACUUGAUCAAUUAAAAAAUAUUUGUUUCACAACACCACAACUUAAAACAUUAAAUGUUACUGUCAUACAUCGAACAUCGAAAUUUGAAUUUCAAUGUCAACUUGAUUAUCUAACUCGACUUGUUCUACAAAUUGUUGGUUUUCAUGUAUCAAUGGAUGAAAUAGAAAAAUUUCUAAACAAUUUUUCUCAUUUAAAACAUCUCGAAUUACACACAAAGUGUUAUGCUGAUGUUGUUAAUGGACAUCGGUGGAAAAUAGUUGCAAAAGAUUUAAUUACAUUAAAAUUUAUUUUCAAUAUCGAAGUUGAUUCAAUCGAAGAAAUUCUUGAUACAUUUCGAACUUCAUUUUGGUUGAAUGACAAACAAUGGUUUGUAGCUUAUGAUAAUAAUCAUCUUUUUACAAUACCUUGUUCUAUGUAUAAACAUGUUAAUGAAUUCUUUCAACCACCAAAAUAUACAAAUAUUUUAGAAAAUACAAUCUUCUAUGAUCAUGUUAGAAAGUUAACAUUAAAUUUCCAUUUAAUUAAAACUUCUCAUCGUUUUAUAAAUAUUACUACAUUAGAGAUUGGAUAUAAAUAUAUUUCAGUAGAAAUUCUUUCGACUAUUGUUAAUCUAAUUGGAGUGAAAAAUUUAACAUUAAAUUCAUCGAUAAAUAAGUCAAAAAUCAAAUAUCUUAUUAAUAAUAUGCCUUAUCUUCAACAUUUAUCAAUUGAUACUUUAAUGACAGAGAUAAACUAUGAAUAUUUUGAAAAUUCUGGAAGAAAUUUUGCGGAUUUUAUCGAAAAAAUAAAAGAUCUACGAUUUGAACAAAUUCGUACAUUAACAAUAUCGGAAUAUCAUAUUAUUGGUGAUUCAUAUACUAUUCAUCAGCUUUGUCACCUUUUCCCAUAUAUUGAACGAUUAAAUGUAUCAAUUGGACAAAUAAAUAAUAUAAUUCAAUUAAUUAAUAGUUUUAAAUAUUUAUCAAGUGUUUCAUUUAUUUUGAAGUUUUUGUCCAAUGAUGAAAGAAAAUAUUAUAUAUUAAAACCUGAAUCAAUCAUUGAUCGUAUUCGAUCAUCACUUAUGUCGACAUUUACAUAUCAUUCAGAUGAUUUUUGUCUUCAUAUGUGGAUCAAAAAAGAAGUAAGUAUAUCGAAUAUGUAA
Molecule: messenger RNA, 1608 nt
Organism: Rotaria sp. Silwood2
Lineage: Eukaryota; Metazoa; Rotifera; Eurotatoria; Philodinida; Philodinidae
Source: the annotation of a GenBank genome assembly